Messenger RNA from Phalaenopsis equestris, 590 nucleotides. RefSeq names its product temperature-induced lipocalin-1-like. The annotation marks the transcript as partial. The record is from RefSeq and is a predicted model, not a curated record. NCBI's taxonomy places the organism in Eukaryota, Viridiplantae, Streptophyta, Magnoliopsida, Asparagales, Orchidaceae. The transcript has a single exon.
ACCUUUCUUCAAAAGAAAGCAAAAUCGAAAAUUCCAGAAGAUGAGAACAUAGUUACAUGGCGCCAUAAAUCCGCCACCUCACCCUACUUCUUCCUCGAGCAUUAUCCUCUCUCGUCUUCUACUACUGGGCUCAGAAGUUCAUCCAUAAAAGCACCAGAAACCCUCUGCAACUCCAACGGAUCGAAGAGGCAAAAUCAAAAAGGAAAGAUAGAAUGGGGAAAGAGAGCAAAGAGAUGACCGUAGUCCGCGGUCUGGAUCUUCAGAGGUACGUGGGAAGAUGGUAUGAGAUUGCUUCGAUACCUUCCUUCUUUCAACCCAAAGACGGGGAGAACACCCGCGCCACCUAUUCUCUCAAUGCUGAUGGGACGGUACAUGUUCUAAACGAGACCUGGAGCCGUGGAAAGAGGGAUGCUAUCGAGGGUUCAGCUUAUAAGGCAGAUCCCAACAGCGAUGAGGCUAAGUUCAAGGUGAAGUUCUACGUUCCUCCCUUUUUCCCGAUUAUUCCCGUCAUCGGCAACUAUUGGGUUCUCUACCUUGAUUCGGAUUAUACCAUCGCGCUUAUUGGAGAGCCGACUCGCUGCUAUCUCUGG